Messenger RNA from Panicum hallii, 1037 nucleotides. Its product is annotated as probable calcium-binding protein CML32. The record is from RefSeq and is a predicted model, not a curated record. Bases 52 to 642 code for a protein of 196 amino acids. The transcript has a single exon. Gene Ontology annotation, molecular function: calcium ion binding. Lineage: Eukaryota; Viridiplantae; Streptophyta; Magnoliopsida; Poales; Poaceae.
UUAAUUAAACCAGUGAUUCUAUCUGACACACCCCCAAAAGAAAAAUCGCCCAUGGCGGACACGAACCAGAGCGUGGUGGCGGUGAAGCCGACGCUGGCCAAGGGCACGCCGUCGGCGUCGUUCCGGCUCCGCAACGGCAGCCUCAACGCGGUGCGCCUGCGCCGCGUCUUCGACCUCUUCGACCGCAACGGCGACGGCGAGAUCACCGUGGACGAGCUGGCGCAGGCGCUGGACGCGCUGGGCCUGGACGCCGACCGCGCCAGCCUCGCCGCCACCGUCGGCGCCUACGUGCCCGAGGGCGCCGCGGGGCUGCGCUUCGGGGACUUCGACGCGCUCCACCGCGCGCUCGGCGACGCCUUCUUCGGCGCGCUCGCGGACCAGGACGACGCCGCGGACGGCGGUAAGGGCGCGGACGACGAGGAGGAGAUGCGGGAGGCGUUCAAGGUGUUCGACGUCGACGGCGACGGGUUCAUCUCGGCCGCGGAGCUGCAGGAGGUGCUCAAGAAGCUGGGAGUCCCCGAGGCCAGCAGCAUGGCAAACGUCAAGGAGAUGAUCUGCAACGUCGACCGCGACCGCGACGGCCGCGUCGACUUCAGCGAGUUCAAGGGCAUGAUGCAGGGGAUCACCGUCUGGGGCGCCUGAUCGAUGAUCGAUCAAGUUAAGUACAUGCAUGUUCAUCCAUCAACGAUCGCCAUCACCCAGGGCAGGUACCCGAAGCCGGACGGACAGGGUAGGUUUCCUAAGUAAGUACGUUUUCAGGGUCGUCCUUAAUCAUUUCUUGGAGACAGUACGUACGAAUCUUAUCUACUGUAGUUGGCUGCGCGCGCGUCAGAAUGCACCGCAGGCAGGGCCGGAUCUUGUGCGCCGCCCCUGAUGCGAUGCGCUUCUAAUUGUAAUUGGCUAGUAGUUGUGUGCUGGUGCUCCGAUGCCCUUCGCUGAUCUAGUGGUGAUGCGAGUGUCCUCUCCUCCAUAACCAUGCCAUCAUGACAUUGCUAAGUUUCAGUCUCUGACACUGCCAGUGAUAAAAAUGUAUCAAA